Conger conger (European conger) is the source of this 1735-nucleotide messenger RNA. RefSeq names its product phosphatidylinositol glycan anchor biosynthesis, class H (gene pigh). Gene Ontology annotation, biological process: GPI anchor biosynthetic process. The coding region runs from base 341 to 886 and encodes 181 amino acids. Gene Ontology annotation, cellular component: glycosylphosphatidylinositol-N-acetylglucosaminyltransferase (GPI-GnT) complex. The record is from RefSeq and is a predicted model, not a curated record. NCBI's taxonomy places the organism in Eukaryota, Metazoa, Chordata, Actinopteri, Anguilliformes, Congridae. The transcript has 5 exons.
GCAUGCAUUGCGACGUUUUGAAGUUGUCGCACUCGACCGGAUUCGGGAGUCACACAAAUGCUAUAAGGACUACUUUAUGAUAGCGCUAAGUUCUUUGUUAAAAUGUAUCAGUUCCCGUACACUUUGACGAUUUAUAGUGAAAUACUGGUUGGCUCAACUGUCGAGGGUUGUGUUUGGCGUAGCCUACUGCUUAAUUAGCAUAAUAAUAACGUUACAGUUUUGCCUUCGAGUAGCCUAUUUAGCUACCUAACGUUAUAUUUGUCAAGCUGACCAGUAACUUACAGUUAGGUAGCUAGCUAACAAACUACCCUCUGGUGAGAGGGUUCAAAAGACAUUCAGAAUGGAAGACGAGGAGCAAUUUACAGAUAUCAAUGGUAAAGUGAUUUUCUUAGCAUGUCAGAAUCACUCCAGUUUCUGCAGAGAGUUCACCGUCAGUGCGCCCAAGGUGUCCCUUCGUCAUAUAAUGGUGUACACUUGCUCGGUCUGGAUGGUUGCCUACGUUCUAUUUUUUUUCACAGAGAAUACCGCUGUCCUGUCGGGUGCCAUAUUCGUCACGUUGCUGGGAAUGCUACUGCACAUCCACUUCGUCAAAAUCGACCACGAGACGCUGCUAAUUAUUGGGUCUUUGGGGGUCCAGGUGUCAUCAUCUUACGCCUCGGGGAGAGAAAGCACCACCUUCAUUGAAAUGAGCAAGAUCAAAGACAUUGUUAUUAAUGAGUCCAUUUAUAUGCAACGAGUGAUUUACUACCUAUGCAUUUUACUGAAAGAACCCACAGAUCCAGACACGCUGUCCAGUGUGGUCCCUCUUUUUCAGAGUUCGAAGCCAAGGUUGAAUUGCUUGGUCAAAGUAUACAAGAGUUGUCAGGAAAUUCUUGCCCAAAGCUAACACACUAGAGGUUUCUCCGUUCACCGAUAAACUCAGAGCAAUGAGAUGUGGAAAUGUACCACCACAGUAUGGAAGGAAGAAUAUCACAAGGAUUGUAACUUAAGCCAUGUAGCAAAACUCCUCUUAAGGUUAGACUCAGGAGGAAAGUGACAACGUAAUUUUUUUUUGUAAGCCGUGGAAACAAGAAAUAAAUAGACCACUUGUAUUCAUUAAUGACAUGAUAAAUGAUGUAGCUAAAAGUGUUAAUUUUCUAAAUGAAAUUUUGACAUGUUUUAUCCAUGUGAGAAAUAAAUUAGAUAGUGACUUCAUUAAUUGAAGUGAGAUGUAGUUUGUAAGUGUUAAGUUUCCACAUUUACAUUCAAUGCUAUGCUAUUGUUUUACUGAAAUUAUUUUUGGCAGCCAUCCUUAUUUAUGGAACUCAGUGGCUGAGUAUGUCUGGUGUUCCUUGCCAAGUUUGAAAAGAUUUACAUUUUUUGUUCCAUUUGUAUGUAAUUUUGUCAUUAUUUUCAGUUUUCAUUAUUUUGUCUUUUUCAAAUUUAUAAAAACUGAAACAUUUAUAGUUUUGCCUAAUCUUUGUUAUUUUACACCAGCUUCAGUAUUCCCUGAAGUGGGAUACUCUUUCACCAACAGAGGGCAGUACAUGUCAGUGUUAAUCAGUUUAGGUGCAAGGCUGUCUAAAACACUUAUGUUCCCAAACAAUAACAUUUAAAUACACUACAACUUGUCAAACAAAAAGAAGCUGUUUUACUCGGAAAACCAGUUUAGACUAACAGAAAGAAAAACAUGAUGCCCUAACAAGGUUUCAGUCCAAAUGAUAGGGCCUCAAAAUCAGUCCCUUUGUGCAACUAA